AUGGCCAAUUUUCCGCGACAUCCCUACAGGACUCGAGCCAAUUCAAGGAUCAUGGAAAGCUGGGAGGAGUCGCAAGAAUCCAUCAAAGCCGAAGUUAGCCAGUUGAAAGACCAGGUUGGCCAGAUCUUGGCUGCCCUUGAAUCCUUGAAGACUACUGCAGAGUCUUCGUCUGCACAGAUCGGAGGAAAUGCCCAUUUUUAUCCCCCGUUGUUGAACAUCGCCAGUCAAUCGAUACCUUUCCCGCCAUAUGGGUUACCCCCAGGUUACACUCCUCCCGUAGGAGAGUACUUAGAAACAGAGCAUGCAUCUUUCUCCUUUCCCACAACUGUCAAUGUACCGCCAAUCGGCACUCAGGGACCCGUCUCCGUGUCAGCUCCCAUGGUGAGUGCACGGGUGAACGAAACAAACACAGUUGAAGGAACACGAGUAACUGCAAUGCCGUACGUGGUCGCUAAUCAUGAAUCUUCAGCUAGGGCCGCAUCGCAAACCGCAGUGCAUGGGGGAACCAGUGACCUUGAAGGAGCUAAAGGCAGGCUGGAGAUUCUUGAGGAAAGAUUGAGGGCCAUUGAAUGGGUGGAAAGCUACGGCUUUGGAGAUGUUGCAAGACUAAGCUUGGCCCCUGGUGUGAAAAUACCGCAUAAGUUCAAGGCGCCGAAGUUUGAGAAGUACAAGGGUAGUACAUGCCCUAAAAGCCAUCUGACUAUGUAUUGUAGAAAGAUGGCUGCGUACGCCUAUGAUGACCCGCUACUCAUCCACAUUUUCCAAGACAGUUUGGCUGGGGUGGCGUUAAACUGGUAUACCCAUUUAGAGCCCUCUAGAAUUCGUUGUUGGGCGGAUCUAGCUGACGCUUUUGUGAAACAAUACGUAUACAACACGCAUGUUGCACCGGACCGUCUGCAGUUGCAAAAUAUGGGGAAGAGAGACAAUGAAACUUUCAAGGAAUAUGCCCAACGGUGGAGAGAAUUGGCCGCGCAAGUUGAGCCACCUUUGUUUGACAGAGAGAUGGUGGCAAUGUUUGUAAAUACUCUUCAGCCGCCGUUUUAUGAACAUAUGGUGGGGAAUGUGUCCGUCAAUUUCGCGGAUGUCAUCAUAAUUGGCGAAAGGAUAGAAAUUGGGCUGAAAAACGGGAAAAUUGUGUAUGGCCCGCCCGCAGCUACAAACUACAAAAAACCCGGUUUCAAUCCGGGGAAGAAGAAGGAAGGGGAGGUGCACGCAGCCUCGAUAAUGCCUGCGUGGAGAGGUCAGGCUCCCACUCAUAGUUAUCGACCAUACUUAGGCCAACCCCCCUAUGCAGCUAACACCUCGUUCGAUCAUCAAACUAGGCCACAACAACAACAAGGGUAUUAUCAACCACCGCGAGUCCCAACUGAAGCGUGGAGGGCCGGGGCAAACGCGGGUCCAAAUAUCAAUGCGGGUCAAAACACCAACCCGAGAAGGAAUCAAUUUGUUAAUUUCACCCCCAUCCCUAUGACUUACACGGAGUUGUUGCCUCAACUCGUAAAAAAGGGUUUGGUUGCCAUUUGCCCGAUGAAGCCUGUGCAGCCUCCAUACCCAAGGGGUUAUGAUGCAGAUGCCAAGUGUAAUUACCAUGGAGGAGGCAUUGAUCACUCAAUUGAGCGGUGUGUGGCUUUCAAGUAUAAGUACCUGACGAACGCCAUCGAGGCCGAAAAACAUGAGUUGAUAAGGGAUGUGAGUGAAAUCCAGAGUUCUAGGAGGUUUAUUUUCAAGACGUUGUUGAAAGUAGGCCUAAUAAAAGGUGAUUAUGAUAUGGGUACAUCAUGUGCACUUCAUCCAGAUGCUGGGCACUCUAUUGAAGAGUGUGUUGAAUUAGAAGAUAUUCUACAAGACCUGCUUGACAGAAGUUUGAUGCAAGUAUGUCGCGAGGAUGAAAGGGAAGAGGUGUUUGCACAAACUGGUGGGGAAUCUAACAUAACUCUACCAGAACCGUUGGUGAUCCGUUUCACUAGAACCACUCCUGCACCGAUGACUGAAGAAAAACCGUCUGUGGUUAUCUGUGUCCCAUCCCCCUUUCCUUACAAAAAUGAGAAAGCUGUCCCUUGGAGAUAUGGGGCAUUUGCGUUAGGAGAAGGAAAGGGUGCAGACCCGGCCAUUGAAAACAUAUCAGGCAUCGGGGGAAUGACGAGAAGUGGUCGAAUCUUUACACCACCAGAGCUGACAAGAGAGGGAGCCAACAAUAAGGAAGCAACAAUGGCCGCAAAAGCUAAGGAGUUCUUGAAAGGGAAGGGUGUACAAGAAAAAGAGACCCCUGACGAAGGAGAGAAGAGAGAGAUAUCCGAAGAAGAGGCUUGCGAGUUUUUAAAGUUCAUACAACAGAGCGAGUACAAGGUGGUGGAACAGCUAAACCGCAUGCCUGCUCGGAUCUCCUUGCUAGAACUGCUCAUGCACUCCGCAUCUCACAGAAAGUUGUUAAUGAAGAUACUUAGUGAGGCCCAUGUGGAGCAAGGUAUUUCUCUGAACAAGUUUGAGGGCAUUGUUGGCAAUAUCGUUGCUAAUAAUUACCUCACCUUUACUGAUGAGGAGAUACCUACUGAAGGCAGAGGGCAUAACAAGGCUCUUCACGUCUCUGUGAAAUGCCUGGAUCACGUCAUAGCGCGUGUCUUGGUGGACAAUGGCUCCUCUUUGAACGUCAUGCCAAAGGCCACAUUGGAGAAGCUACCCUGUGAUGGGAUGCAUAUGAUGCCAAGCUCAAUGAUUGUGAGGGCCUUCGACGGCAGCAAGAGAGAAGUGAUGGGAGAAGUAGAACUGCCGGUCCAAGUCGGUCCGUGCGUCUUUCAAAUAACCUUCCAGGUCAUGGAUAUCCUCCCAGCCUAUAGUUGUCUAUUGGGUCGCCCAUGGAUCCAUUCUGCGGGAGUUGUACCUUCCACACUGCACCAGAAACUGAAAUAUGUCAUGGGAGAUAAGCUGGUGAUAGUUUCUGGAGAGGAGGAUCUCCUGGUGAGUGGGCCAUCCUCCGCCCGCUAUAUAGAGGCAGCUGAGGAAGCUCUCGAGACAACUUUCCAAUCCUUGGAGAUUGUAGGAAAUGCCUACGUGGAGCCGUUCCCAGUAAACCCGCAUCUGUCGCGCGUUUCUAUUUUGAUGCCCAAAGUCUUGCUGAAAGAAGGUUGUACGCAUGGUAAAGGUUUAGGCAAGCAUGGGCAGGGGCGAGCUUUCCCUCUGGAGGUCGUUGAGAAUAAGAACAGAUAUGGCCUCGGGUACAAGCCCACCAAAGAGGACAGGAAAAGGCUGAUAGAAGAAAGGAGAGAGCGCAGUUUGGCUCGGAUGGAGAGACGGGAGCCAAAGGCGAGGAAGAUUCGCAUUUGUGAUAUCAAGGAGAGUUUUCGCAGUGCUGGAUGGGUGAACACUAGCCAUGUAGCGGUUGUGGGAGAGGAAGGUGGAUCUGGAAGCUCAAACUUCGUGUGGGCUUGCUCUCCAGACGCGCGGCUCAGCAAUUGGGAGACUUUGGAUUUACCCGUGAUGUUUAAUUCAAAUGAAAUAUAUGACGAUGAAUGUUUUGAAAAUAACAAUGUUGAUAUCCCUAAUUUGGCGUAUCCUGUCGAUGAUACGGAAGAUGAUUAUGAAGAUGGUUCGGAACCCUCUCCAGAACUAAUGAGAUUAGUGGAACAAGAGUCUAAAGAAAUAAAACCCUAUCAGGAAGAUGUCGAAAUACUCAACUUGGGUGAGAAAGACGAGAUAAAAGAAGUCAAGAUCGGCACAACCAUGAAAGAGGAAGUAAGAGAAAGGUUGCGUGUCCUAUUGAAGGAAUUUAAGGACGUGUUUGCUUGGUCGUACAAUGAUAUGCCGGGUUUGGAUACCGAUAUCGUGCAGCAUAAACUCCCUCUUAAGCCGGAAUGCCUCCCGGUCAAACAGAAACUAAGGAGAAUGAAGCCUGAGAUGUCUUUGAAAAUCAAGGAAGAGGUGCAGAAACAAUUUGAUGCAGGAUUUUUGGCUGUGGCGAAAUACCCGCAAUGGGUGGCGAAUAUCGUACCAGUACCCAAGAAAGAUGGUAAAGUUCGAAUGUGCGUUGACUACUGUGAUUUGAAUCGUGCAAGUCCAAAGGACAAUUUCCCACUACCGCACAUCGACACUCUAGUCGAUAAUACAGCCAAGUUUUCGCUAUUUUCAUUCAUGGAUGGUUUCUCAGGAUAUAAUCAGAUCAAAAUGGCGCCAGAAGAUAUGGAAAAGACAACUUUUAUCACGCUGUGGGGAACUUUUUGUUAUAAGGUGAUGUCCUUUGGGCUCAAGAAUGCCGGGGCAACAUAUCAAAGGGCGAUGGUGACACUUUUUCAUGACAUGAUGCACAAGGAAAUCGAAGUUUACGUGGAUGACAUGAUUGCAAAGUCUGAAUCGGAAGAAGAGCACGUUCUCAACUUGAAGAAAUUAUUUGAGAGAUUGAGAAAGUAUAAACUCAGGUUAAACCCCGCCAAAUGCACGUUCGGAGUGAAAUCUGGGAAAUUGUUGGGUUUUGUGGUUAGCCAAAAGGGGAUAGAAGUGGAUCCUGAUAAGGCGCGAGCGAUAAUAGAAAUGCCUGCGCCUAGAACAGAAAAGGAGGUUCGAGGGUUUUUGGGCAGACUGAACUACAUUGCUAGAUUCAUCUCCCAAUUAACCGCUACGUGUGAACCAAUGUUCAAGUUGUUACGAAAGGAUCAAGCUGUAGUUUGGAACGAGGACUGUCAAGCCGCUUUUGAAAAAAUCAAACGAUACCUGCAAGACCCUCCCGUAUUACGUCCACCUGAGCCAGGAAGACCACUUAUUUUGUAUUUGACUGUGUUGGAUAAGUCAAUGGGUUGUGUGUUGGGUCAACACGAUGAAGCUGGGAAGAAAGAGCACGCCAUAUACUACUUGAGCAAGAAAUUCACAGACUGCGAACAAAGAUAUUCGUCGUUAGAACGAACUUGUUGUGCAUUGGCGUGGGCUGCCCAUCGCUUAAGGCAAUACAUGCUGAGUCACUCAACCUGGUUGAUAUCCAAGGUGGACCCUAUCAAGUUCAUUUUUGAAAAGCCUGCUCUUACUGGAAGGAUAGCUCGGUGGCAGAUGCUAUUGUCAGAAUAUGACAUCGUGUAUGUUACUCAGAAAUCCGUCAAGGGUAGUGCGUUAGCAGAGUACCUGGCUCACCAGCCCAUCGGCGAUUAUCAACCAAUGCAACCCGAAUUUCCCGAUGAAGAUAUCAUGGCUCUAUUUGAAGAAGGCAGAAAAAACCGAGACGAAGAAACGUGGGUAUUGUUAUUCGACGGAGCCUCGAAUGUGAUGGGGCAUGGCAUAGGGGCAGUUCUCAUCUCUCCAGAGCAUCAGUACAUACCUAUGACGGCAAGGUUAUGUUUUAAUUGCACAAAUAACAUUGCAGAAUAUGAGGCCUGCGCUAUGGGUAUUCGGGCGGCAAUAGAGUCCAAAGUGAAAAUUCUGGAUGUAUAUGGAGAUUCAGCCUUAGUCGUCCACCAGUUAAAGGGAGAGUGGGAAACUAGGGAUUCAAAAUUAAUUCCUUACCAAGCUUACAUCAGGGGAUUAAUGGAAUAUUUCGACGCCAUCACAUUUAACCACAUACCGCGAGAAGAUAAUCAAUUAGCAGACGCUUUGGCUACUUUGUCAUCAAUGUUUGAAGUUGACCAAGAUGCGGAAUUACCAAUGAUUGAAAUGAAGAGCCAUGCACAGCCAGCAUAUUGCCAUUUCAUCGAAGAGGAGGUAGAUGGUAAACCUUGGUAUUUUGAUAUCAAGCACUAUCUUAAGACCCGAGAAUAUCCUGAGAAGGCAUCUGAAAACGAUAAAAGGUCGUUAAGGAGGUUGGCUGGCAGCUUUAUUUUAAAUGGGGAUAUUUUAUACAAGAGAAAUCAUGACAUGGUUCUCCUCAGAUGCAUGGAUGCAAAGGAAGCCGAGAUGAUACUGAAAGAAGUGCACGAAGGUACCUUUGGCACACAUAUGAACGGGCAUUCAAUGGCCAGGAAGAUCUUGAGAGCUGGUUACUUCUGGUUGACCAUGGAAAAUGAUUGUUGUACACACGUGAGGAAGUGCGAGAAAUGUCAAAUGUAUGCAGACAAUAUCAAUGUGCCGCCCACGACCUUGAACGUGUUGUCUGCGCCGUGGCCAUUUUCGAUGUGGGGGAUAGAUGUUAUUGGAGCUAUAGAGCCAAAAGCGUCAAAUGGACACCGUUUCAUACUAGUCGCGAUCGAUUAUUUCACCAAGUGGGUUGAGGCUGCUUCUUAUGCCAAUGUGACUAGAAAGGUGGUGACCAAAUUCAUAAAAAGAGAGUUGAUCUGCAGAUACGGGUUACCUAACCAGAUUAUCACUGAUAAUGCCACCAACCUGAACAACCAGAUGAUGGCGGAGUUAUGUAAGGAGUUCAAGAUUCAUCAUCUUAAUUCUUCCCCUUACCGUCCAAAGAUGAAUGGGGCAGUAGAGGCUGCUAAUAAGAAUAUCAAGAAAAUUGUGCAAAAGAUGGUAGUCACCUAUAAAGAUUGGCACGAAAUGCUUCCUUUUGCUUUACAUGGAUAUCGUACAUCAGUACGAACGUCAACUGGGGCAACACCUUUCUCGCUUGUGUAUGGCAUGGAAGCAGUACUUCCAUUUGAGGUGGAAAUCCCAUCUCUACGAGUUUUAAUGGAAACCCAAUUGGAGGAAGCUGAGUGGGUUCAAACUCGGUUCGACCAGCUUAAUCUCAUCGAAGAAAAGAGACUAACAGCGGUGUGCCACGGACAAUUGUACCAAAGAAGAAUGAAAAAGGCUUUCGACAAAAAGGUGCGCCCAAGGGAGUUCCACGAAGGCGAACUGGUAUUAAAGAAGAUUUUUCCUAUACAAAAGGAUCACAGAGGCAAGUGGACCCCAAAUUAUGAAGGACCAUUUGUAGUAAAAAGGGCAUUCUCUGGAGGGGCACUAAUCCUCACAAGGAUGGAUGGAGAGGAGUUACCUUUACCGGUUAAUUCUGAUGCAGUAAAAAAGUUUUACGCAUGA
Messenger RNA from Vigna angularis (adzuki bean), 6939 nucleotides. RefSeq lists its product as uncharacterized. The record is from RefSeq and is a predicted model, not a curated record. Gene Ontology annotation, molecular function: RNA-DNA hybrid ribonuclease activity; nucleic acid binding. The transcript is spliced from 4 exons. Lineage: Eukaryota; Viridiplantae; Streptophyta; Magnoliopsida; Fabales; Fabaceae. The coding region runs from base 1 to 6939 and encodes 2312 amino acids. Gene Ontology annotation, biological process: DNA integration.